AUGGUUCCGAAACCAACCGGCAAAGGUGCGAAGAAGGCUGUGAAGUCCACCAAAGUCUCGAAGACCGAUGGUAGGAAAAGAAGAAAGGCGAGAAAGGAGACCUACUCUGUCUACAUCUACCGUGUUCUCAAGCAGGUCCACCCCGACACUGGAAUCUCCUCCAAAGCCAUGAGCAUCAUGAACUCCUUCGUCAACGACGUCUUCGAACGCAUCGCCGCUGAAGCUUCAAGGCUCGCCCAGUACAACAAGCGCUCCACCAUCUCAUCCCGCGAAAUCCAAACUUCGGUUCGUCUGAUCCUUCCUGGAGAGUUGGCAAAGCACGCUGUGUCCGAAGGCACAAAGGCUGUAACCAAAUACACCUCGUCCAAGUAA
Bursaphelenchus okinawaensis is the source of this 372-nucleotide messenger RNA. NCBI's taxonomy places the organism in Eukaryota, Metazoa, Nematoda, Chromadorea, Rhabditida, Aphelenchoididae. The record is from the annotation of a GenBank genome assembly.